This is a messenger RNA of Impatiens glandulifera, 431 nucleotides long. RefSeq names its product histone H4. NCBI's taxonomy places the organism in Eukaryota, Viridiplantae, Streptophyta, Magnoliopsida, Ericales, Balsaminaceae. The record is from RefSeq and is a predicted model, not a curated record. Gene Ontology annotation, biological process: nucleosome assembly. The coding region runs from base 23 to 334 and encodes 103 amino acids. Gene Ontology annotation, molecular function: DNA binding; structural constituent of chromatin; protein heterodimerization activity. The transcript has a single exon. Gene Ontology annotation, cellular component: nucleosome.
UCAAUUUUCUCUCUAUUGAAAAAUGUCAGGCCGCGGUAAGGGAGGGAAGGGUUUGGGAAAGGGAGGAGCCAAGAGGCAUCGUAAGGUUCUUAGAGACAACAUCCAAGGUAUUACGAAGCCAGCCAUUCGUCGUCUGGCCAGAAGAGGCGGAGUCAAGCGUAUCUCCGGUCUGAUCUACGAGGAGACAAGAGGCGUACUCAAGAUCUUCCUCGAGAAUGUUAUCCGUGAUGCUGUCACUUACACUGAGCAUGCUCGCAGGAAGACUGUGACCGCCAUGGAUGUGGUUUAUGCCCUCAAGCGUCAGGGAAGAACCCUGUACGGUUUCGGCGGCUAGGGUUUUAACCCUUUUAGUUUUGUAAAUCGAUUUGAUGCCUUUUUUCUUAUAAAAUGCCGAAAAAUCUAAUUCGCUUGAACUUUGAUGAUUUGAUCAA